UCAGGGAUUGGCCACUGGCGCGCGCGCGAGGAACGCGAUAGCACCGCGAGCGCGUCAAUCAACGCGAAAUCUCCUCCCCUUUUCAGCAGGGUCGGGUGCGCGCGGAGCACCUCCAGCUGCCCAAACAGAAGACGCAGGAGGAGUAGAGGGCUCGGACAUGGGGAGAAAUCAGCACUGGCCCGUCUGAUAGAGAUCAGUGUUUUUAUUAAUUAUAAAGGAGGGGGGAAAAACCCGAGAGGCCUUAGGAGAGAUAAAAAUAAAAAUAAAUAAAAACAAACACGGAGAGAAACCCAUCCCUGGCACAAAGCUGGACGUAAAUCAAUGGACUGAAUGAAGACUGCCUAUAACGCCUAUCGAUGCCUGGCCAAGGAUUUGGAUGUGUACGCUAUGAACCCGGAGAUGACAAUGGACAUUGGCAGCCUAAGCCAUGAGCAGGACUUGAUGAGCGGCCACAGCCCCCAUCACAACCGCAAUCCGGGGGCUUCCUUGCGGAUACACCAGGAUCUGACCGUGGCGCCGUCGCGCUCCGCGAUGGUCUCCAGUAUGGCUUCGAUUCUGGACGGCGUCGGCGUCGGCGGCGGAGGAGAGUACCGUCCCGAGCUGUCCCUGCCGCUCCAUCACGCCAUGAGCAUGCCCUGCGACACCUCCCCAUCCGGGAUGAGCGGCACCUACACCACCCUGACCCCUCUGCAGCCCCUGCCGCCGAUUUCCACCGUGUCCGACAAAUUCCACCACCACCAUCAUCAUCACCAGCGUCUCUCCGGGAACGUGAGCGGCAGCUUCACCCUCAUGCGGGACGAGAGGACUCUACCGGCCAUGAACAACCUCUACAGCCCCUACCACAAAGACAUGAGCGGGAUGGGACAGAGCUUGUCCCCUCUGGGCAACGGCUUGGGCUCCAUCCACAACACGCAGCAGACGCUCCACAACUACGGCGCGCACAGCCACGAAAAGAUGCUGAGCUCCAACUUCGACGCGCACACUGCCAUGCUGACCAGAGGGGACCAGCACCUCUCCAGAGGCCUCGGUGGCCCCGCUGCGGGCAUGAUGCCGCACCUCAACGGGAUGCACGGGCAUCCGGGCCACCCUCAAUCCCACGGGCCCGUGUUGGCUUCCAACCGGGACAGAUCGCUCUCCUCCUCCUCCUCCUCCGGGGCGCCGGGCUCCGGCUCCGGGCAGCUGGAAGAGAUCAACACCAGGGAAGUGGCGCAGCGCAUCACGGCCGAGCUCAAGCGCUACAGCAUCCCGCAGGCCAUCUUCGCGCAGCGGGUGUUGUGCCGCUCGCAGGGCACGCUCUCCGACCUGCUGCGGAACCCCAAACCCUGGAGUAAACUCAAGUCCGGCCGCGAGACGUUUCGUCGCAUGUGGAAGUGGUUACAAGAGCCCGAGUUUCAGAGGAUGUCGGCCCUUCGGCUUGCAGCAUGCAAAAGAAAAGAGCAAGACCCAAGCAAAGACAGGAGCAAUACACCAAAGAAGUCGCGGCUGGUUUUCACAGACCUGCAGCGGCGAACACUUCUGGCCAUCUUUAAGGAGAACAAGCGUCCGUCCAAAGAGAUGCAGCUGACCAUCUCGCAGCAGCUGGGUCUGGAACUGAACACUGUCAGCAACUUCUUCAUGAACGCCCGCAGACGCAGCCUGGACAAAUGGCUGGACGAGGGGAGUCCGACCUCCAGCACUUGUACUGAAGCGUGAUCCCGGAGAGGAGAAAAUCAUUCGGAAGGGCAACGAGACGAGAGAAGCUGCUUACCGGCUCGAAGUCAUCCAAACAUCAGGAAUAACACUGCUUUCUCUGCUCCAGUCCAAAGCAAUUGACACCAAUGAAGGAUUAAAACCAAUCAAACACAUGCUUAGCUUUACAUUUGGCUUUGAACUGAGGAGAAACCCAAAGCAUUUGCAUUGCACAUCUACAUUCACUCGACAUUAGCUUUGUAUUUCAUUUCCUAAAGUGUGUGUGUGUGUGUGUGCGUACUUUAAGUUAUAAGAAUGAAUCUCACAAAAACAAGUCACAUUUAUUGCAAUAUUUUAUAUUCUGCUAAUAGAAUAUUUUUGUCUUGUUUUUGAGUACAAAUAAUGUACAUUUACUUGAGAAACAAAACAAAAA
Molecule: messenger RNA, 2101 nt
Organism: Carassius carassius (crucian carp)
Lineage: Eukaryota; Metazoa; Chordata; Actinopteri; Cypriniformes; Cyprinidae
Product: one cut domain family member 2-like
Exons: 3
Coding region: 331-1692 (453 amino acids)
Biological process (GO): regulation of transcription by RNA polymerase II
Cellular component (GO): nucleus
Molecular function (GO): RNA polymerase II cis-regulatory region sequence-specific DNA binding; DNA-binding transcription factor activity, RNA polymerase II-specific
Source: RefSeq, a predicted model, not a curated record